UCAAUCUGUUGAGACUUCCUUAGUUCAGCUUUCACAGUCUCGAACGAAACUCGAAGUCCUCGAAGCAGCGGCCUCCUGAGUUCCCCACUUCUAUAAAAUCGCACCUCCUCCCUCUGUCUAGAAAGGGAACUCUCUUGAAAAUCUUUCGAUACUUUGAACUAAACUGUCGCUAAAAGGAAGAUCCAUGGCGGAAAUACUUGCUGCGUUGAGGUCUUUAAUGGCCUCUCACUGUCCUCCUCUCGAUUCCUUAGUCGUCCCUUCUGAAGAUUAUCAUCAGAGCGAAUAUGUUUCUGCUCGGGACAAAAGGCGCGAAUUCGUUUCUGGAUUCACCGGAAGUGCAGGCUUGGCACUUAUAACAAAAAAUGAAGCUAGGCUAUGGACGGACGGUCGAUAUUUCUUGCAAGCAACGCAGCAGCUUAGUGAUCAAUGGCAAUUGAUGCGUAUCGGAGAAGAUCCUUCCGUCGAUGCCUGGAUGUCUGAUAAUUUGCCAAGAGAGGCUGCUAUUGGGGUUGAUCCGUGGUGUGUAUCAGUGGAUACGGCUCAAAGAUGGGAACGUGCUUUUGCGAAAAAGCAACAGAAAUUAGUUCAAACUUCAACCAAUUUGGUUGACGAGGUUUGGAAAACCCGGCCACCGCUUGAAGUUAAUCCAGUCAUUGUUCAUCCCUUGGAAUUUUCCGGUCGUUCUGUUGCUGACAAGUUGAAGAAUUUGAGGGAAAAGCUUGGGAAUGAAAAGGCUCGUGGAAUAAUCAUCACAGCUUUAGAUGAGGUUGCUUGGUUGUAUAAUAUUCGUGGGACUGAUGUGUCUUACUGUCCAGUUGUUCAUGCAUUUGCUAUUGUAACAUUGAAUUCUGCUUUCCUUUAUGUGGACAAAAGGAAGGUUUCUACCAAGGUGAGCUCUUCCAUGCAAGAGAAUGGAAUUGAAGUUCGGGAGUAUGGUGCAGUGAGUUCAGAUGUUGCAUUGUUAGCGUCUAAUCAACUUGACCAGGACAGGGGAGUAAGUUCUGGUCAAAAUAGUGUUUGUGAAAAAGAUACAUCUGAAGAAGAAGAAAACUAUAACGGUCUUAUAUGGGUUGAUCCUGCUUUAUGCUGCUAUGCUUUGUUUUCAAAAUUAGAUGCUGAUAAGGUGCUCCUGCAACAGUCACCUUUGGCCCUUGCAAAAGCCUUAAAGAAUCCAGUUGAGUUGGAUGGAUUAAGAAAUGCACAUAUCCGCGAUGGUGCAGCUGUUGUGCAGUUUCUUGUCUGGUUGGAUAAGAAGAUGCAAGAGAUUUAUGGGGCUUCUGGUUACUUCUUGGAGAGGGAGGGAGCAAGCAAAAAAAGACUAGAGACUAACAAGCUGACAGAGGUGACUGUUAGUGAUAAGUUGGAGGAAUUUCGUGCAUCAAAAGAGCACUUUAGAGGCCUAAGUUUCCCAACUAUUUCUUCGGUUGGUCCAAAUGCGGCCAUCAUCCAUUACUCACCUCAGGCAGAAACAUGUGCUGAGCUUGAUCCAGAUAGCAUUUAUCUGUUUGAUUCAGGAGCCCAGUAUCUAGAUGGGACAACUGAUAUAACCCGGACAGUUCAUUUUGGAAAGCCUUCAGCACAUGAGAAGGCUUGCUAUACUGCGGUUCUUAAGGGCCAUAUUGCUCUGGACAAUGCUCGAUAUCCGAAUGGAACAAAUGGUCAUGCUCUUGAUAUUCUGGCUCGAAUUCCUCUGUGGAGGUAUGGUCUUGAUUAUCGACAUGGUACCGGUCAUGGAAUUGGGUCUUAUCUGAAUGUUCAUGAAGGGCCCCAUCUAAUUAGUUUCAGACCACAGGCUCGAAAUGUGCCACUGCAAGCUUCCAUGACUGUAACAGAUGAACCUGGAUAUUAUGAAGAUGGGAGCUUUGGUAUAAGAUUAGAGAAUGUACUUGUAAUCAAGGAGGCUGAUACAGAAUUCAAUUUUGGUGAUAAGGGAUACUUAUCCUUUGAGCAUAUCACAUGGGCACCCUAUCAGAUAAAGUUGAUCGACUUGAGCCUCUUGACACCCCAGGAGAUUGAGUGGGUGAAUUCCUACCAUUCAAAAUGUCGGGAAAUUCUUGAACCUUACAUGGAUAAACAUCAGAUGGAAUGGCUGAAGACUGCCACUGAACCUGUAAGUGCAUGAUCUCUGUCCAGGAAGCCCCAAUGAAUCGUUGCACAUCUUUCUUCUUUCCUCCAUCGGUUUUAAAGAAUCAAAUUUGGAGAUUUGUUCUGUAGCUAAAUUAUAUGUUGAUCUUUAUGGAGUAUUGAUGUCUUUACGUAUGGGAUGUGUUCAGACUUGGAGGAAUGAAAUCAAUAAAUCGCCUCAUCAUUUUAUUUGUUCUUGAA
Molecule: messenger RNA, 2325 nt
Organism: Theobroma umbraticum
Lineage: Eukaryota; Viridiplantae; Streptophyta; Magnoliopsida; Malvales; Malvaceae
Gene: APP1
Product: aminopeptidase P1
Molecular function (GO): metalloaminopeptidase activity
Source: RefSeq, a predicted model, not a curated record